CGACUGGGCGGCCGGCGGCAGACUUGACGGGAGCCUGAGGCGUGGACGCCGACCCUGGAGAACUCGGCGGCCGGCGCAGUGCGGCGGGUGUGCGGGCCGCGCGGCUUCCCUCGGCGGCGCCGCUCCGGGCCUCGGCCAUGCCCUCGCUGUGGAGAGAAGUGCUCCUGGAGAGCCUUCUGGGAUAUGUUUCUUGGUCUCUCUGCGAUGGCCUGGGACCGAUGAUCUAUUACUUUCCCCUGCAAACACUAGAACUCACUGGGCUUGAAGCUUUUGCCAUAGCAUUUCUUUCUCCAUUAUUCCUCACGAUUACUCCUGUCUGGAAACUGGUUAACAAGAAGUGGAUGGUAGCCCUGCUGUGGAUAAUUACCGUUGGCAGCAUAGCCUCCUUCCAGGCUCCAAAUGCCAAACUUCAGCUCGUGGUUCUCGCGCUCGGUCUGUCUUCCUCACUGGUAGUGCAAGCUGUGGCAUGGUGGACAGGAAGUGGUUUGCAAAGGUACUUCAGAAUCUGGGGAUUCAUUUUAGGACAGAUUCUUCUUGUUCUCCGCAUUUGGUACACUUCACUGAACCCAGUCUGGACUUAUCAGAUGUCCAACAGAGUGAUACUGACAUUAAGUACCAUUGCCACACUCGAUUGCAUUUACACAGAUGGUGCCUGCUGUAGACCUGAGGGGAAGAAGUCGGAGGAGGCAGCCAGGGUGAUGGCUUCUAGACCGAACUGGUUGUUGGCAGGGGCUGCCUUUGGCAGUCUCAUGUUCCGUACCCACUGGAUUUUUGGAGAAGUCUCUCUUGUUUCCAGAUGGGCAGUGAGUGGGCAUCCCCAUCCAGGGCCAGAUCCUAACCCAUUUGGAGGUGCAGUUCUGCUGGGCUUGGCGAGUGGAUUGAUACUUUCGCCUUGUUCAUGGUUUCCUGGUUCCAGUUUAACCUGGUGGAUGACAGGAGCGACCUCGGCUGUGGGUCUCCUUUACCUGCCCACGUGGGCAGCCGCUCUCUCUGGCUGUGUGCUCGCCCUCUUCACGGCGUCCAUGUGGCCUCAAGUGCUUGGACACCUUAUCAGCUCAGGGUCAGGCCCUGGGAAAGCCAUGACCACUGCCAUGAUAUUUUAUCUUCUAGAAAUAUUUUUCUGUGCAUGGUGCACAGCUUUUAAAUUUGUCCCAGGAGGUGUGUACGCUAGAGAAAGAUCUGAUGUGCUUUUGGUGACAGUGAUGCUAAUUAUUGGACUGAAUAUGCUAUUUGGUCCCAAGAAAAGCCUUGAUUUUCAUCUUCAAACAAAAAACAGUCCUAAAAUGCUUUUCAGAGAGAGUGGAAAAUACAUGAAACUUGUUUUGUGGCUGCUUGUCAGUGUGAAGUUGUUGGGAUUAGGACUACGGCAUAAAACCUAUGAGAAGAAAUUGGGAAGAGGGGCACCAGCCACAGAGGUCUUUGCCGCCGUCUGGCCUUUCAGGUUUGGCUUUGACAGUGAAGGAUGGUCUAAUUUAGAAAGAUCAGCUCAACUGCUCAGUCAAACAGGUGCAGAUCUCAUAACAAUUUUGGAGAGCGAUGCUUCUAAGCUCUAUAUUGGGAACAAUGACCUGACCAUGUGGUUAGGGGAGAAGCUGGGUUUCUAAACCGACUUUGGUCCAAGCGCAAGGGAUCACACUUGGGGGAUUAUGGUUUUGUCAAGAUACCGCAUUGUGAAAUCAGAGCAUCACCUUCUUCCGUCACCAGAGGGCGAGAUUGCACCAGCCAUCACUCUGACUGUUAACAUUUCUGACAAACUGGUGGAUUUUGUUGUGACCCACUUUGGGAAUCACGAAGAUGACCUCGAUAGGAAACUUCAAGCUAUUGCUGUUUCAAAACUACUGAAAAAUAGCUCUGAGCAAGUGAUAUUUCUGGGAUAUAUCACUUCAGCACCUGGUUCCAGAGAUUAUCUACAGCUCAUUGAACGUGGCAAUGUGAAGGAUAUUGACAGCACAGAUCAAGACAGAUGGUGUGAAUAUAUUAUGUAUCGAGGGCUGAUCAAAUUGGGUUAUGCAAGAAUCCCCCAUGCUGAGCUGAGUGACUCUGAAAUUCAGAUGGCCAAAUUUAGGAUCCCUGAUGAUCCCAUUAAUUCUAGAGACAACCAGAAAGUGGUCACAGACCCCAGGGAAGUUCCCGAGAAAAUUCACUUCAAUCCCAGGUGAGUGAGUUCCUUUAUGUUGUGAACUACAGCUAUGAGAUUGUCCAUCCCCUCUAGGGACCUAAAUAUUACCUCACAAUGAGCUACAAAUUAGAUUCGGUUCUAGAGGUUUAUUCAUGUUAAGGGAGCUCCUGGUAAAGAUUAUGACAUCCUACUUGGGUUGAAGUUACGAUCCCUGCUUUCUGGGAUAGAGAAACGUGUUGAAGUCCCAACCUCAGGCAAAAAAGAUCAAUGGCACCAUCACCAUCAUAAUAGCUAAUAUUAAAGUGUUUUUGUGUCCUAGACCCUGUUCUAGAUGUGUCAUGUGUUGUCUCGAUUAAUCCACAUUGGAUUAGUCCUCUUGUUAUCCCCAUUUUAGAGGUAAGGAAGCUUAGGCCGAGGAACAUAACUUCAUCAGGGUUAUGUGGCUGGUCAGUGACAGAGCCAACAAGUGGGAAGGAAGCCUGUUAGCAUCAUUGGGUUGCUGUGAUUCUCAGUGCUGGCUGCACUUAGACCCACCCGGAGAGCUUUUAAAAACUCCCUCUGCCUGGGUCCCACCCCAGACCAAUUCAUCAGAACCUCUUGGUGAUACAUGGGCUUUGGGUUAAAAAAUAAUCUUUUCAGGUUAUUCUGAUGUGCAGUAAGAAUUGAGACUAUGGAGAGUGGAUUAUUUAUUUCCAUUACAGAUACUCUACCCUCUGAAAUAUGUUGGGUGUUGUUUAGUUUUAAAGAGAGGUUAUCUGAGAAAUCUGUUUGCAGCAAGACAUGUGAUUUGGAGUAGUUGCUCUUUUUUCUUCCCAUGACUGGAUAAGGAGAGGAAAUGUCUGCCUGAAACCAGACCCAGAACAUGUCAUAUACCUUGUUAGUAUUAUUUGACAUUUCUACGACUUUUACCAGCUAGUAGCUAUAGAAACUUCUCAGAUGUCAUUUUGUUUGGGGGGUAAAUGACAUUUAUCCAUUCUCUUUUUCUUCCUUGUCUCUCCCUACAAGAAAAAACUGUAUCAAAGUGUAGGCAGCAAACGUAAGGAGAGCUAUAGCCAAGUCUUGAUUGGCUUCAGUCACUGUAUUUGAUCUUGCCCUUUGUAACUGCAACGUGGCUAUGAAGAGCAUAGGCUCUGGGGAAAAGCUGCCCAGUUCAGACCUUCACUUUUUGCCAGUGAACAGCUGCGCAACUGUGAGCACGUUGCUUAACCUCUCUAAGCUUCAAAUCUCAUCUGCAAAAUGGGAAAAAUAGUAGUGCCUGACUCCUAAGUUUUUUCAAGGUUUGAAUGACACCCAAAGUUCUUAAAAUAGUGCAUGGUAAAUCCUCCAGAGCCAGUAGCUGCAAUAGCAGCAACAGUAUUUUUACAAUGCAGUGGGAAAUUCUAUCAAUUUAUAACAUAUAUUGCUAAAUACAAGCAUUUCUCCAAAUUGUUUUUCUUAAAUAUUUGAUAAAAAAUAGAAUGUGGGGUAACCUAAGAAAGUUUUACUAUGAGAGAGAAAAUAACAAAAAUGUCUUACCUUUUUUUUUUUUUUUUUUUUUUUGCGGUACGCGGGCCUUUCACUGUUGUGGCCUCUCCCAUUGCGGAG
Aethalodelphis obliquidens (Pacific white-sided dolphin) is the source of this 3703-nucleotide messenger RNA. RefSeq names its product cell wall biogenesis 43 C-terminal homolog (gene CWH43). The record is from RefSeq and is a predicted model, not a curated record. Gene Ontology annotation, biological process: GPI anchor biosynthetic process. Gene Ontology annotation, cellular component: endoplasmic reticulum. Lineage: Eukaryota; Metazoa; Chordata; Mammalia; Artiodactyla; Delphinidae.